CCUGUUGCGGUAAAGAUAUAGAUCAUAUACAUAGAAUAAGCAAACUCCAAUGACAGAAUGACGUUCUUUCGUGCUUUUGUGCAGGAGGUUCUCUUGUGCUUCUCAGUUUUUUUGCACCACUUCGGGUUGGAAGUAACCGCUGCCGUAUUCCUAAGGCCGGACCGACAGAAGCAGGAGCAAAUCAUCGUCGGCGAUUGCCUUGUCGUGACAACGACGGCCUCCGAUUCGUCGCAGGAGAGAGACAAACCACAGGACCAUCAAGGGUCGCUUCGUGGCGACGCGAAGCAUCCAACCGGCUCGACAUAUGGCGGAUCCACUGCAUAUGGCGGCGGCCUCUUCCA
Amoebophrya sp. A25 is the source of this 341-nucleotide messenger RNA. Lineage: Eukaryota; Dinophyceae; Syndiniales; Amoebophryaceae. The record is from the annotation of a GenBank genome assembly.